CGGCGGCUUCAGCAGAUCUCACUGAGCAUGUUCAGAUCACUCCAGCAUGCUCAGUAACAGCCAGCAAAGUUGCCAACUGGGGAAAGCAGGAAGAGUUUGUGACACUGAUCAGUAUUGCGCUGCAUAAAGGAAGAGGCCAGAAAAAACAUUGGUGAUCCCAACAGCCAUGGCCUCAGCGGCUCCUGUACAGGGAAUCCAAGAGGAAACCAUGUGUCCCAUCUGCCUGGAGUAUCUAACGGACCCCGUGACCAUGGACUGUGGGCACAACUUCUGCCAGGGCUGCAUCAGUACCUACUGUGACAAAUGGGAAGGAUAUGGCCCCUUGGAGUGUCCCGUCUGCAGAGACCGGAUCCAGAAAGGGAACCUCCGGCCCAACUGGCAGCUGGGGAAUAUAGUAUGGAAAAUUAGACAACUGGAAUUAAAUCCUAGCAAAGAGAAUCUGUGUGAGACACACCAGGAGAAACUCAACCUGUUCUGCGAGGAGGACCGGGAAGCCGUGUGUGUGGCUUGUUGGAGAUCCCCACAGCACAGAUCUCACAGGGUGCUGCUCAUGGAGGACGCUGCUCAGAAAUACAAGGAUCAAAUUCAGCUCCAUUUGCAGAGCUUGAAGAAGGAGAGAGAUGAGAUCCCGGCCGUUAAACUGAGGGAGGAAAAGAGACUCCUGGAACUGCUGGCGAAAACGGAAGCCGAGAGGCAGAAGAUUGUAUCUGUAUUCAUGCAGCUGCACCAGUUUCUGGAGGACCAAGAGCGACUCCCGCUGGCCCAGUUGGAAAAGUUGGACAAGGAGAUUAGGAAGAGCCAGGAUGAAAACACCACCAGAGAGUCCAAGGAGAUACCCCGUCUCAGCGAGCUGAUCGGCGAGAUGGAGGAGACGUGCCGGCAGCCGGCCAGCAAAUUCCUGCAGGACCUCAGAAGCACCUUGAGCAGGUGUGAGAAGGGGAAGUUCCAGCAGCCAGCGGAGAAGUCUUUGGAGCUGGAAAAGAGACUCGGAGAGUUGUCUCAGAAUAAUAUUGCUCUAACGGAAACUUUGAAGAAGUUCAAAGACACUCUGCCGUCUGAACGGGAGAAAAGAAGAAGGGAAUCCCUAGGAUCGCACAGACGGGUGAAUGUGACUUUGGAUCCGGACACGGCUCAUCCCGAACUCAUCAUGUCGGAGGACUGGAAAAGUGUGAGAUGGGGAUUCACAGAGGAGGAUCUACCCGACAAUCCGGAGCGAUUUGACAUUUUGCCCUGUGUGCUGGGCUGUGAGGGAUUCACCUCGGGGAGACAUUGCUGGGGGGUGGAGGUGGGGGGUGGGCGAUACUGGGCAGUGGGGGUGGCCAGAGAGUCUGUGAGGAGGAAGGGAUGGAUCAGCCAUAGCCCUAAGGACGGGAUCUGGGCUGUGGAGCGGUGUGGAGAUCAAUACCAGGCUCUUACGUCCCCUGAGACCCCCCUGCCCCUGAGCCAGGUCCCCAGCAGGAUCUGGGUUUCUCUGGACUGUGAACGGGGGCAGGUUACAUUUUUUGAUGCUGAGAACCAGGGCCCAAUCUUCACUUUCCCACCCGCCUCUUUCACUGGGGGAAGAAUGCGACCCUGGCUCCGGGUGGGGAGAUCCCAGCUCAGAUUGUGGCCCUAAGACGUGGGGGGGGGGGGGGAAUAUCCCCCCCCGGGACCCUGAAAUCAGCCUCUCUAGCCUCAGAUGUCCUCAUCUCCAUGACCCCGGCGCCUCCAUUGGAGACAAUGGAUCGUCAAACCAUAGAGAGGAAGGAGCGAUGGAGAUGGAGACGUCAGGUUUUCCCCCUAUGGACUGUGCAGCCUAUUUCUCACUGCCCUCCGUAGUCAGGAAGACUCUGAGAUCCCAACUCAGACACUGAGACACUGGGGGGAAUAGCCCACCAGGAAUUAAAAGAUGGGUUUCUUUAACCACCAUCAUCCUAGUCUCCAUGACCUUGGAGGACUCCUGUCUCCCCAUUCUCCUGGCCCCUCCUAUCUCUCACCCCCUGGAAGCUCACCCCUCUCCUUGCCAGCACUAGGGGUGAGAAGAGGGUAGGUGAAGAACCACUGAAGCUGCAGGAAGUGCAGAGGGGCUCUGAGGGACAGGGGCCGAUGUGGGGGUUGCAAGGCAGUGUGGGGCAGAAUUGCACGAGUGCAAACCUCAAGCGAUCAACAAUUGUGAGAUGCCCUAUAAAGCAUGAGUUUUUAAUAAACAUAUGUUUUUUCUUC
This is a messenger RNA of Chelonia mydas (Green sea turtle), 2202 nucleotides long. Its product is annotated as tripartite motif-containing protein 10. Bases 167 to 1615 code for a protein of 482 amino acids. The record is from RefSeq and is a predicted model, not a curated record. Lineage: Eukaryota; Metazoa; Chordata; Testudines; Cheloniidae. The transcript is spliced from 8 exons. Gene Ontology annotation, molecular function: protein binding; zinc ion binding.